GGAGGUGGCAUUAAGAAGAUGGCAUUCACUCGCUUAACAUGCUUGAUAUUCUCCGCUGUAUGUGCUAUCAUAACGAGUCUGGUUUCAGCUCAACUGCUUCUUCGAAGCGCGAGAGGCGAAAUGAAACUGAAAAAUUUUUCCCAUCUUCAUAAACAUCGCUUGAAAGUCGAGCCAAUAGCAACGAUUGAUGUUGACAGAGAAACAAAGUGCUACUUGAGUUGCACCAGAAACGAAGGAUGUUUCUCUUUUAAUGUUAAGCAGAUCUCAGCGAGUAAUUUUCAAUGUGAACUACUAAACACAAGUAAAUAUCGGGACGACAAGAAUCUAACACAAGACAAUAGUUUUACACACUUCUUUUUACAGGAUCCCUGUGUCCCAAAUCCAUGCAGACUUGUGGCCUGCGAGCCAGACAGAGAAGCGGUGUUCAAAUGUCAUUGUCCAAUAUUCAUGCGUGGCAAGAAAUGUGAUAUAUGUGUUCCGAGUCACAACUUUGCUUUGGGUAAGCCAACAGCUCAAAGUUCAACGUGGAGUGGUGGCGGGUACGCCCAUCAUGCUGUGGAUGGAAACAGGAAUACCAUCAUGGUUUACAACGGUGCGGCUCAGUGUGUUCACACACUAGGAGGGAAUCGUGAAUGGUGGAGAGUUGAUUUUGGUGAAACAAUCCCAGUAGCACGAGUGGCAAUCACUAACCGCGGUGACUGUUGUUGGGAUCGGAUGAGAGAUUUUGAAAUUAAGGUUGGAGAUAGUUUGAUUAAUAAUGGGCUGGUAAAUCCAAAGUGCGGUGACAGGCACUCGAUUGGUAUUGGAACGACGAGUAUAACAUGCACACCAAUCAUGCAUGGUCGAUAUUUGACUAUUCAAUCCCAGAUUAGUGAAGAUUUAAACUUUUGUGAGGUUGAAGUUUACUGUUCAGACAUUUCAUGAUCUGAUAAGCAUUGGCUAAUAUAAGAAUUUCUAUAUUAACAAUAUAAUUUGACAUUUCUGAGCUGUCAUUCCCACUGUAUUAACACAUAAAAUGUUGAUUUCUCAAAGCACAAACUUCAAACUUGUAAUGUACCAUAAAAGAAUAAGCAAGAAUUUAGCACUGGGUUAAUGCACUAGCUGUCCAAUAAAAAACAUUCUCAUUUGCAAUUGCAGGUUUGUACCUAGAACUUUUGCACUUAUGCGCAGUGUAUUUAUUCAUGCUGUUUUAAUAAAAUAGAAUCC
Molecule: messenger RNA, 1206 nt
Organism: Dendronephthya gigantea
Lineage: Eukaryota; Metazoa; Cnidaria; Anthozoa; Malacalcyonacea; Nephtheidae
Exons: 4
Coding region: 19-924 (301 amino acids)
Source: RefSeq, a predicted model, not a curated record